AUGUCUACCCACUCUCCCCCGCGCCGCGGUCGUCACCGCAAACGUCUUUCUGCCCUCCGCCUCUCGUCCGACACGACCGUCUCUACUCUCCCUGCCUACACCCCUCCGCCCUGGUCCAAGGGUCGCGACUUCCCGCCCGACGGCGACCUCUCCGACAGGCCGCCAGACUACCCCGACAGCGCAGAGGAGGGCGACGCAGACACCGACUCGGACGACCCUCGCUCCGCGCCGUACUACCCGCCGCCACUGCCGCUCUCGCCCUCCCGCCGUCUGUACCGGACACAGUCCACACGCACACAUAGGCGUCAGCCGAGCGCAGCUGCCGAUCCUUAUCUGGACUCCCUAUUGGCCCGUAGCGUGCACGCCCUCGAAAUGUCAAAUGCUCUUCUCCAGUCAUCCAUGUCCACGCAGAGCAGUCUAUCUGCAGUCCUCGCCGCCGACUCUCCUGUCGACCGCACCCUCGAGGCCCGCGCCCACAUGCUGUCCACACGUAUUGCUGGCAACCGCGACCUCCACGAAACCUGGGUCGACGACCUGGACGAGAUCUCCCGCAGCGUCGAGGAUCUCGUCGGGGAGGACGGGGACACCGCAGAGCUCCAGCCGCUUCCAGACGAGGACUUCGUGAGUCAGAGUCUCCCUGUGUCCGGCUUUGCAGACCGCAUGCAGCGGCGGGGGCACCUCCGACGCCCGUCCCUCGACCUGCGCAUCGCCAGCACGCCUCAGCUGCAGUACAGCAAUCACGAUCGGAGUCAUUUUGUGGCCCCGGCACCGCGCGCGCUCACCAUGUACGUCGACUCCACUGACGAUCCGGACUCGAUCACGCUGCCCCCCACCCUCGGCCUGCGCACCUCGCAUCUCCCGCCUACGCCGCUGCCGUCACAGACAUUCUCUGACCCCGGCCCAGAGGCUCCGGCGGAUACGAACAAGCGGCUGGUUGAUGUGCUGUCGUCCUAUGUCAGUCGCUCCCCGCCGCGUCCGUCGACGUCCGUAUCGUCCUCCCCACGUAAAUCGUCUAGCCUGUCCACCCGCAGUGGCAGGAGCUCCAGUACGUCGUCCCACACUGUCCGACAUGUGCGACCAUCCCCGCCUGUGAAGCCGCCAUCCGCAUCCCCCUCUGAUGCUCGGUCGCGCUCGCUUACGCCCAUGCGCAAUUUGUCCCCCGCGCUCCCGUCUCGCCCUAUGACACCUCCCAUCGAGGAGCUAUCCACUUCGUCCGAAUCAUCCUCGUCCGGCACCAUGCAUGUCGACCGCACAGUCGAGUCCCUGCGCAAUAUUCUCGAUCGUCAGCCUCCGCCUCCACCAAAGCCGACGUCACCGCGGCCCGCAUUCCUCUCUCCGCCGUCAGUCGCGCCCGUUGCUGGCACUUCCACAGCGACCGCGUCCAUCUCGCGUAUGUUCACGAAGGCGCGACACUCAUCGUCGACGCGUCCACCGUCGCCCCCGCGGCAGUCUGUGCUCAAGCACCGCUCCGCGCCGCCGACGCCGAAUCCUUCCUCCACCCCAACACCAAACUCGACACCCGCCCCCUCCGCGCCGCCGACGCCCACGCUGCUCGGCAUCCCGGGGGCGUUCGGCUUCACGCGCUCGCGCACCAGCAGCGCAGCGUCGUCGGGGUGCUCGACGCCCACGCCCAAGCGCAUCUCGUUCGCCGAGCUGCCCGAGCCGCACGUGGGCGCGUCGUCGUCGAAGCUGCGCGACAAAAAGGCCGGCGCGCGGGACGGAGGCGGAAAGGCGCGGCGGCGGAGGGGCAGGGGCGCGCAGGGCAGGGGCAAGGAGGAGGACGAGGGCGGCGGGUGGUGGACGGGCUGGCUGCUGGGUGCCGCGGGGACGGGGAGCGGGAGCGGGCUGAGCCUGAGCGCGUCCCGGGAGGAGCGUGUGCCUGGGGGCCUUGGCUCGAGCUGGAGUGUGCGGCCGGGGUACGGCGGGAGCCUGGAGGAGUGGGGGGCAUAGCCGGGUGCUGCGUGCGGACGGCCACGCUGGUUGACUAAAUUAUCACUUACACACUAACACACCCGUGACGAUCGUUAUGCGCGCGACGAACAGUUCUCUCUUGUCUUUUGCUUUCUAGCCCUGCGUUCUCGCCUACAGGAUCUCUUGCAAUCACUCGGUAUCUCUUUCUGCGUAUGUACGCUCAGCCCCGCCACGGAUCUUGCAUACACUGCAUCCCAGGCAUACAGCUAGCCCUCAUUGUCCCUCCCUGUAUAUCCCCAUCGUGCUUCACUCCGAUACCAUGUAUCCGUAGUUCAUCGCUAGUGUGGAUCACUGAACCAUGGA
Messenger RNA from Postia placenta MAD-698-R-SB12, 2274 nucleotides. RefSeq lists its product as hypothetical. The transcript is spliced from 2 exons. NCBI's taxonomy places the organism in Eukaryota, Fungi, Basidiomycota, Agaricomycetes, Polyporales, Adustoporiaceae. The record is from RefSeq and is a predicted model, not a curated record. Bases 1 to 1950 code for a protein of 649 amino acids.